Ostreobium quekettii is the source of this 3281-nucleotide messenger RNA. Lineage: Eukaryota; Viridiplantae; Chlorophyta; Ulvophyceae; Bryopsidales; Ostreobiaceae. The record is from the annotation of a GenBank genome assembly.
GAAGCGAUGGUGCGGACUGGCUUUGGGGAACCGACGAAGAUGACAGCAUGUUCGGGUUCGGCGGUGACGACGACAUUCACGGAUGGGCCGCAAACGGUCUUUUUGCCGGCGACGACGAUCAGGAUGAGAUGGUCGACUACGAAGGAAACCAGUCGCAAUACACUCUGGAAGUCCGACCUGACGGCAGUGUUCGCUUCAGCGGUUCCGGCUCGAACGGUCGUCAGUUCAGCUAUUCGCUGAACCAUGUCGAAUCCAUUGAUAUCAACGACGGUCAGGUCACGCUGAACGGACAGGAAACCGGCGGCGAUGAGUUGCCGGACGAGUUCGAACAGCCUGCUGAGUCGGAUCCCGUCGUUGAUUUGCCAGUCGGCGAAGAUCAGGACUCACCGGUUCAGGAAGACCCUCCUUCAGACUCCAUCGAUGAUGCACCGCCGGUUGAAGAUGAGUCACCUGUCGACAACGAGUCACCUGUUCAGGAUGAGCCGCCGGUCGAGGAGGAGCCGCACGUCGAGGAGGAGCCGCACGUCGAGGAGCAGCCGCACGUCGAGGAUGAGCCACAGGUCGACGAUUCAGCACAGGGUGAGCCUCCGCUGCAGUCCGACGAUGCGAUCGAUUCACCGGACCCUGCACCAGUUGAUUCGUCAGAUGAUUCUGAGGCCCAGCCGCCUGCCGAACCGGAGACCGGAACUGGAGACGUCGAUUCGGAUCAGGACGUGGAUCCUGACCAGUCGGGCGAGCCGUCCAAUCCACCUUCGGUGAUUCUCGGAACGGAUGAAGCGGACUGGCUGUCGGGCACGGAUGCCGACGAUGUGAUCGACGCCAAAGGCGGCAACGACAUCAUUCACGCACCGGUCGGCAACAAUACCAUCGAUGGAGGAACCGGCUACGACCGAUUGGUCAUCUACGACGGUGCUCGCAGUGACUACGUGAUCGAAACGGCGGCAGACGGAACCUUGCAGGGCUAUGCCUACAACUAUGCCGUCGCGCUGCCGUCCGAUUAUGACGCGAACACAUCGUACGGACUGAAGCUGGACCUGCAUGCUCACAGCGAAGGCCACCGCUAUCUGCCGGAAGCGGAAUACAACUGGGAUUCGAUUCAGCUGCUGGUCGACGAUCCCGGUGCCGACCGCGGAACGACUCACACCUGGUGGUUCGGCUUCGCUGAAGAUCACAACUACCAGACGGAUGGCGACACACCAACCAGCGGCACCGUCCGCAACUUCACUCAGCAACGCGUGCUGGAAGCCGUCGAUCAGGUGCGGGCUCGAUUCAAUGUCGAUGACACCCGCAUUCAUGCUCAGGGAAAUUCGAUGGGAGCAUCCGGCGCUCUGUCGCUGGGUAUUCACUACGGUGACGUAUUCGCGGGAGUCAUGGGCAGUCAGCCGAUGACGAAUUACGCCAGCAGCCCGGAGUUCCAGAACGAGUUCCAUCGUUUGUGGGGGACUCAGGCAGCGAACCUUGCCGUUGAACUGGACGGACCGUAUUCCGCCGACAUUCAGCAAUACAGCGUCGGCGGAUCGCAGGCCGUUGGUGUCUGGGAAUGGAUGAACCACCACGAAAUGCUGCAGGUCCGCCGAGGCGAACCGGUUUCGUUUCUGGUGUUUGGUCAUGGCAAACAGGACGACAUCAUCGACUGGGAGACUCAGGGACGACCGUUCAUUGCUGCGGUCAACGCAGCGGAUGUCGGGCACGCUGCGUGGCUGCAGGGCGAUGCCGGUCACACAUGGAUGGGCUUCAUCGGAGCCAACGUGCCGGUGCUGGGCGGUGUCGAUCAGAGUUACGGAAGCUGGGACCUGGCAGCGAAUGUCAGCUUCCCAUCGAUCACAAAUUCGUCCGGUUCAGGUUCGACGAAUCCCGGUGACGCGGGCGACGACCUGUACAACCUGAACGUGGACUGGGCCACCACCUGGAAUCGUUUCGGCGAACCGAUCAUCGAUACAGCAGACCGCUACGAAGUCACGAUUCGCAGCCUGUCCGGCUUCACGACCGCCGAUGUGACGCCCCGGAAGACUCAGGCGUUCCGCCCAGCCUCCGGUUCGCAGGUGAACUGGUCCGCCGUCAACGCAGCGACUGGUGCAGUGCUGCAGUCGGGCCAGGCAACCGUGGACUCGGACGGGCUGGUGACGGUCGAAGAUGUCGGCCUGCUGAACAAUGCCGGUUCGGUUCGAUACGUUGCCGCUGAAUGGCUUCGUCCGAAUAAGUCCCACCUUCAAAUCUACACCUCGCCCCUCCCGCUACAAAAGGUCACGUUGAUGAAUCGUCUUUCUGUCGUUGCGUUGCUGUCUGCUUCGAUGCUGGCGUCGGUUGCCGGCGCCCAGAAGUCAGAAGAAGAUGAUCCGGGAAAGACGCCCGAUUACCCGCGAGUCAAUCUGGCUCCGUGGUACAAAGUCGACCCUGACUGGCCUCAGAAGCCCGCGGACUUCACGUGGGAAGCGGUCCCCGGCGUAGCGGUGGACGCCAAAGAUCAGGUCUGGGUCUUCACGCGUUCCACGCCCCCGAUUCAGGUCUACAGCGCCGAUGGAAAACUGAUUCGUUCAUGGGGCGAUGACACCAUCAAGACGGCUCAUCACCUGAAGAUCGACGAUGACGGAAACAUCUGGGUGGCCGACAUCGGUCUGCACAUCGUGCGGAAAUUCGAUCCUCAGGGCAAGGUCCUGAUGACGAUCGGGACGCCCGGCGAAUCCGGCAAUGACGAAACUCAUUUCGACAAGCCGACCGAUAUGGCGAUUGCUGCCAACGGCGAUAUUUUUAUCGCCGAUGGAUACGGCAAUAACCGAAUCGUGCACUGCGAUGCGAAUGGCAAAUUUGUGAACGCGUGGGGCAGUCUGGGAACCGGGCCGGAUCAGUUCUCGCUGCCGCACGCAAUCGCCAUCGAUUCCAAAGGCCGCCUGUAUGUUGCAGAUCGCAACAACGUCCGCGUCAUGAUUUACAGUCAGGACGGGGAGCUGCUGGACAGAUGGAACGACAUGAUCGUGCCCUGGGGCUUCUGGGUUACGAAGAACGAUGAAAUCUGGGUUUGUGGAGCAUCACCGAUGCCGUGGCGCGUUGACGAAAAAUAUCCCACGGCUCCUUUAAGCUGCCCGCCGAAAGAUCAGAUCAUCAUGAAGCUGACACCGGCCGGAAGACUGCUGCAGCUGUGGACGAUUCCAAAAGGCGAAGACGAAAAAGAACAGCCCGGCGACGUGAACUGGCUGCACGCGAUCGCAGAAGAUUCGCAGGGCAACAUCUAUCUGGGCGACAUCAUCGGCAAACGAGCUCAAAAGUUCGUCCUGCAGAAAUAA